AUGAAUACCAAAAAGGAAGAUUAUAACAAUGACAAAUUAUAUUUCAAGUUAUAUGAAUAUAUAUCUAGAAUAGAUAAAUUUCCUUCGAAUGAUAUUAAUUUACAGAAUGAAAAGAAAAAGAGAAAAUAUAUUAAUAAGCAAAAGAAAAAGGACGAAUAUAAAAAUCUUAACCAUGAAACAAUAUCUAAUUUUAAUAAAAAUGUGGUAAAUGCUAAAAGAACUGAUGAUAAUACAUUUAAAGAAAAAAAUGAACACAUAAUAAUAAGAAAUGAUAAUAUAAAUUAUGAUAAUCAAAACACAUGUGGAUAUAACCAAGAUUGCGAUGAAUAUAAGGAUUAUCUUUCGAACGACUCUUUAAGUGCUUAUAGUUCAUUUGAUGAGGAAGAAAAUGAAAUUGAUUCUUAUAUCACCGAAAAUGAACAAUCUGAAAUUGAUCAGAGAAAUAAGGAAGAUAGAAAAAAUAAUAAUUUGCCUAUUACGUUAUCUGAUCAGAAAGAAAUAAAAGAUAAUCAUUUACAUAAAAAUAAUAUUACAGAUAAUAUAUUACAUAAUUUGUCAGAAGAGAAAAGUUCAUUUCAUAUAUCGAGUAACAAUGAACCUACCAAUGAUUUUUAUAAUAAUAGAGAAAAUAAAGAAAUUUUAGAAAAAAAAGAAAAAAAUAAUAUAUGUCAAUAUAAAUUUAAAGAUAUAGAAAAGAAUAACAAUAUGGAUAUUUUUAUGGAAAUAGAGAACUAUUAUUUUAUAUAUAAAAUGAAUAGAAAAAUUGAAGAAUAUAAUAGUGUUAAUGAAAUGAAAAUUAUAAAAAGUGAAAGAAAUGAAAAAUUGUCUGAAAUGUUUAAAAAGAUUCAUAGCAUUUUAACACAUUAUAAAGAAAUAAAAAUUGAAUUGAAAAAUUUAAUAAAAAAUAAACAGCUCAUUUAUAAAAAUUUUUAUUCUAUUUUUUUACAUUAUUAUUAUAGAUACUCAGAAGUUAAAAUGAUAAAAUUAAACAAAAGCAAAAUUGAGAAACGUUUAAAAUAUUAUACAAAUAUUGAGCGUUUUGAAAUGAUUCUAGACAAAAUGGAGAAAAAUGUAUAUGCAUAUUUUAUUGAUAUAUACAAAACCUCUAUGAUAAAAAAUAGACAAGUAGGAAAGAAUCAAGAAUGUUCUGUUUCUCAUGAGGAAGAAGAAGAAUACACGAGUGAUAAUGAGGAAACAGAUGAAGAUUUAAUAGAUGAAAUGGAUGAAGACGGCGAUUAUGAUGAGGCAUAUGAUAAUAUAAAUGAUAAUAUAAAUAAUAAUGGGGAUGAUAAUAUAUAUGAUAAUAUAAAUAAUAAUAUGGAUGAUGAUAUAUAUGACAAUAUAUAUGACAAUAUAUAUGAUAGUAUGUAUGACAAUAUAUAUGAUAGUAUGUAUGAUGAUGUAGAUGAUAAUAUAUAUGAUAAUAUAGCUAAUAACACAGAUAAUAAUAACGAUAAUAUUAUGCCUGGUAACAUAAAUAAACAUAUUAAUAAUAUCAUAGAUAAUCAUAUAAAUGACCAUUCAAAAGAAGAAACACAUGAUGAUAUAAGUCAAGAGACUCAACAAAAAAUUGACUUAUCCCUCACAAAUGAAAAAAAAAAAAAAACCUCCAAAAUCAGUGACACCAAUAAAAAGAAUGUUACCAAAACUAAAAAUCAAACUAAAGAUAAAAAAAAAAAUUCUUUCUUUUGUAUAAACAAAAGUACAUUAGAAAAUAAUGAAUAUGCGUGUUCCUCUCAUCCUUUGAAUGAACAUUUUUUGAAAAACAUGGAAUGUAAUUUUUUAAAUAAUAUUGAUGACGACAACUUUAAAAGAGAAAUAUACAAAAAAUUGUUAAACAAAAAUAAGAUAGAUAAAAAAAACGAAAAAAGAAAAAAAAAACGUCAUAUAAACAACAAAUUAAAUGAAAAAAAUGAAAUUCAUUCUAUGCUACACUUUUCAGAAAAGGCCAUUAAAUUUUUUAAAAAAAAUAAUACAUAUUUCAACGCAAAAGGAAAAAUACUAAAAUAUCAAUCAAUUAUUAAAAGAAUUUUAAAAUAUAUUAUAAACUUAUUUAGGGACGUCUUAAAUAAUACUGAUUUAAAUAUUAAUAUGACCAAAGAAGAUAGAGGUCAAUAUUUGUAUGAUAUGCAAUAUGAAAAUAGAAGAACCGAUGAAAUUAAUGAUACAAUAAAUAGAAAUUCAUUGAAAAGUCAAAACAAAAAUAUUAAUAAUAAUGAUAUCAUGAGUUGUGAUGAAUAUAUUAAUAGGAAUUGGGGAAAAUCUCCUAUUAGUAAUAAUGAAAUUAAACUUUUUUGUUAUACACAAAAUGAAAAUUAUAGUAUUAACCAAACAGGAAAUAAGAAAGAAAAUGCUUUAUUCGAAGAGAAUAUAGAAAAUGAAGAAAAAAUGACUGAAAAUUUUAUUACAUAUGAAGAUAUAAAAAAAAGUAAUAUAUAUGAAAAUAAUAUAAAUGAUAAUAAUAUAUAUAAAAUUUCUACUAUUAAUAAUUUAAUUAAAAAUCAUUUUUUAUUACAAACUAAUGAUGAAAAGGAAAUUGACAAAAUAUAUAAUAAUGUGAAUAUAAUAUAUUUUAAUAAAUAUAUAGAUGAAUUUGAAUAUUAUAAGAAAUACAAAAUAAAAUGUUAUUGUAUGAAAGAUAUAAUAAAUUUUAUUUAUAAAAAAUCAUUAAAUGAUGAAAAUAAUUUAUAUAUAGACGAUUAUAACUCUCUGGAAAGUAUAUAUGUAAGUACAAGAUUAAAAAUAUUAAAUAAUAAUAUUUUAAAAAAUUUUGAAUAUUUUUUUGAUAAAGAUAUUUGUAAAUAUAUAAAAAAUGUGUGUCUAUUAGCUAUAUAUAUUUCAAAAUUAGAAUCAGAUUUAUUUUUACAUAUAUUUAAUAAUAAUUUAAAUUCUUCUAUUAAUAUUAUACUCAAUAGUAUUGGUGUAUGUAUAUAUGAUAAUAUUAAUGAGAAAAUUUAUGAAUUAAAUAAUAUGAAAAUUAUAAGAAAAAUUAUCCAAAUUAUUUAUGUAGAUAUUAUUGACAUAUAUACUGAUGAUUCUUAUAAUAUUAUACAUGAUUAUUUGAAACGAAUAUGUACAACAUUAAAAGAGAGAUUAUUAUAUAUAAUAGAAAUGUAUAUCUCAUAUUAUACUAAAAAUGUUAAUUAUAAUAGUACUAUUCCUUAUAUGUGUUUCCAAUCAAUAAAAAAGAAAUUUACAAAUAUAAUAAAUGGAUUUUUAUAUGAAGAUUAUAUAGUAAGUAGUAAUUAUGAAAUAAUAAAUCAUGAGACUAAAAAAAAUAAGGACAAACGUUUGAAUGAUUCACAAGACAAUUUUCAUGAUCAAAAUAUACAUUCUGAUCAUAUGAAUCAUAUAGAAAAAAAAAUAGACAAUAUAUCAUCUGGAAAUAUAUAUAAUUCAAAUGAUAAGUAUAUGGAAAUCUCUGAAAAUGAUGAUUAUUCUAGCGAAAGUAUAGAAAGUGAAAAUAAUUAUAAAGAACAUGAAUAUAAUAUAAAUAUAUUGAAUGAAAAUAAUGUAUAUAAAUCUUUCUCUUUUAAUAAUAUUCAAUUUAAUAAAGAUACCAUAUUUUCCUUAAGAGGAAUAGAUAUGAAUAUAAUAGGAACCAUUCUAAUUUUAAAAACUAUUAAUUUUAUUAUUGAAGAAAAUACUUUUAUAGAUUUAUUCAAAGAAUGUUUAGAAAAUACAUUUAAUUCUAUAACACAUGUAUAUAAGCAAUAUAUAAAAAAACAUGAUGAUAUGUUUAAUUCAAAUAUUUUUCUUAUAAAAAAUUUAAGUUUCUUACUUUAUUUAUUUUAUAAAGUCACUAAUGAUAAUGAAUUUUUAAAUACUUAUUUACAUAAAGAUUUAAUAGAUCAUUUAUUAUUUAAUGUAACACAUAAAGAAAGUAAAAAAAAUGAUCAAAAAUAUAAAACAGGAAAAGAUAAUAAUAAUAAUAAUAAUAAUGAAAUAACGGGAGUAGAAAAUGAAAUAUCUAUUUUUAAUUUUAUUAAACGAGUGUACACCGUAUCUUCAAAUACUGAUGUGCAAAAUAAAAUUUUAAAUAUGUUUAAUGAGAGUUUAUAUAAUUUUAUUAUAACUACCAUAUCGAAAGUGUGUGCUCCGUUAAUUAAUAUCCUUUCGAAUGAAUAUAACGAUUACGAGAAUGAGAAUGACAUAAAAGAAGUACUAUAUAAUUGGAUUAAUGGAAAGAAAAAAGAAAAAGAAGAAGAACAUAACAAAGAUAAUUCUAGAAAAGAUUUGUUUUCGUUUCUAAAAGAUCUUGAUUUUGAACAGCUUAAGGAAUAUACAAAAAAUAUUAAUGAGAAGAAAAAUCAAGAACUAAGUAAUAAAAAUGGGGAUGAUAUAAAGAAUGAGUUACAAUCAUUUCGUCAAAAAAUAUACUUUUUGUUUCCUAAGAUUUAUUUUUAUAUAAAAUUAUUUAUUUGUUCAAAUACUGAUAGAUACAGCGAAAACAAUUUCUUUUACGUUCUGUUUGAUUAUAUAAUAGGAGUCUUAAAAUAUAAAAUAAUAUAUAUGUUAAGUGAAGUGUAUUUUCUACUAGGAUGUAAAUAUUCAAAAAAGAUUUCAAACAUUUUUGAAGAAAAUUAUAUUAAUGACAUAUUUCUUUUUUUAAAUUCUAAUGAGCAAUAUUCUUGCGUUUUCUCAGAUAUUCAUCAAUAUUAUGAUAUGAAAAAAAAUUAUAAUUUUUUGUAA
Molecule: messenger RNA, 4692 nt
Organism: Plasmodium reichenowi
Lineage: Eukaryota; Apicomplexa; Aconoidasida; Haemosporida; Plasmodiidae
Exons: 3
Coding region: 1-4692 (1563 amino acids)
Source: RefSeq, a predicted model, not a curated record